Molecule: messenger RNA, 950 nt
Organism: Sodiomyces alkalinus F11
Lineage: Eukaryota; Fungi; Ascomycota; Sordariomycetes; Glomerellales; Plectosphaerellaceae
Product: histone-fold-containing protein
Exons: 5
Coding region: 69-470 (133 amino acids)
Biological process (GO): nucleosome assembly
Cellular component (GO): nucleosome
Molecular function (GO): DNA binding; structural constituent of chromatin; protein heterodimerization activity
Source: RefSeq, a predicted model, not a curated record
CCUUAUCAAAACAACCAUCACGUUUAAUCAUAAGCCUCGUCGUAAGUAUCACGCGACAUCUCUCGACCAUGCCCGUAGCGACAGUACCUGCGCGAGGGGGCCCAUCGGGCCUCAAGAGCGGGAUGGCGCGGCCCGUCUCCGACGCUGCCAGUGCACCAGGAGGGAAGGGCAAAACCGGCGGGAAGGCGUUCGGGGCGAAAAGGCAUCGGAAAAUUAUGAAGGAUACCAUACGCGGAAUUACCAAACCCGCGAUCCGCCGCCUUGCCCGCCGUGGAGGAGUCAAGCGCAUCUCAGGUGGCAUCUAUGACGAGGUGCGAACGUGCCUUGAGCAGCGGCUACGACAGAUACUACAUGAUUGUGUUGCGUACACCGAAUAUAGGAACGCAAAGACUGUGACUGUCUCCGACGUCAUCUUCAGUCUUAAACGGAUAGGACAGCCGAUCUACGGCUUUGAUCCGGCUACAAACUAGUUCGCACUUCCGACAAAGCCAGGGUAUAGGAUACUUUGGCUAUGCCUCUCCUUUUCUGUCGGCCUUGGUAUUUACACACUCGUCAGUUCGGCGUUUGGAGUUUCGGUAUCACCCAACGUGGUCACGUCUUGUCACAUUUUCCAGGACGCCAGAGGUGAAAGGAUAGGUGUACUUAUGCUUGGUCCAUGGCAUGAUCGUAUGGGUAUGAUUUGUGCUGCCGCUCCCAUUUUUGACAGUUGAGCAAGGCUUGUCACCGGGCAAUGGUUGGCUAAGCAUGGCGGGAAGUGGUACGAAGGUCUAUGGUCUCAUCACUAAUCAGAACAACCCGGAAUGAAUGGGAGGAUAUGUGCUAUGGAUUUACUGUAUAGACUGAUGAUCAUGAACUUGGGCAUCACUCCUUGUUAUUGCAUCCGCCUAUAUCGACGCGUGCCGAGAAACGAUCGUGGCCGUUGAAAAAUAGAAGACCAAUCAUCAACCUCC